AUGUCACAUAAACAUAUUGAAACCGUCAUUUUGGAUGCUGGUCCUUUAAUUACUCAACCAGCUGCAACCUUGCAACAAUAUGCCAAUAAAUAUUUUACAACACCAGGAGUUUUUUCAGAAUUAAAAGACGAAACGGUAAGACAACAAUUAACUAUAUGGGGAUCGGCUUUAGAAAUAAAACAACCAAAACAAGAAUACAUUGAUAAAGUUAUCACAUUUGCAAAAUUAACAGGAGAUUAUAGUGUUUUAUCCGUAAAUGAUAUACAUAUAAUUGCAUUAGCUUAUGAAUUUGAAAUUAUAAAUGGUGGAAUAUUGCGAAGUUUUCCAGGUGAAAAAUUAGGAAAUGAAGACAACGACUUAAAUAAGGAUCAAUCUCCAGUCAAUAAAAAUGAUGAUGGUUUUUCUGUUGUGAGAAAAGGACGUAAAAGAGGAGGUAAAAGACAAAGAGAGAAAAGAGAAGCAGAAUUGAAAAAAUUACAAGAAGAAGCUGAAAAGAAUCAAGAACAAGAUGAAGUGAAUGAAGUUCAGGAUCAACUGGAUGAAAUCACACAAGUUGAAGUGAGGGAAGAGAAACCUGAAGUAGAUGGAGAAAAAGAUGCGGAAUCUUCUGCAAUUACCACGCCAGAACAAUCAGAGGUUAAUGAGGAAUUCAAUGAGUCUGAUGAUGAUGGAGAAUGGAUAACACCAGAAAACUUACAAGAGGAAAUAAUAAAAGAUCAACAUGAAACUAUACAGGAUACAACAAAUUCAGGACCAACAAUCAAAGUAGCACUAGCGACAGGAGAUUUUGCAUGUCAAAAUGUGGCAAUGCAAUUAGGAAUUAAACUAUUAAAUACAAUGUCAGGUAAACAAAUAAAAAGGGUUAGAAAUUAUAUGUAUAGAUGCCAUGCUUGUUUCAGAUUGACUCCAAUAAAUAAAGAUGGUAAACCAAAACAUUUUUGUCCAAAAUGUGGUGGUGAUACAUUAAUUAGAUGUGCAGUAUCAGUAGAUAAUAAAACUGGAAAAACAAUACCUCAUUUAAAACAAAAUUUUCAAUGGAUUAAAAGAGGUGAAAAAUAUUCAUUACCAUCACCAUUAAGUAAAAAUCAACAAAAAUUACAAGGUAAAGGAGGAUAUCAACAUAAUAUUCAAAAUAGACAUAAAUCUCAACAAAAUCCUUUAAUUUUAAGAGAAGAUCAAAAAGAAUAUCAACAAGCUUUAAAAAAUGAUGAUUGGGAAAGAAGACAAAAUGAAAAAUUACUUCAAAAUUGGAUUGGUGGUGGUAGUGCUGAUAAUUAUGUUAGUCCAUUUGGAACUGUUAAUACUAUUAGACCUUCUGGUGUUAGAGUCGGAAAAGGUCGUUAUGUAAAUUCUUCAAAAGGUAAGAAAUAA
This is a messenger RNA of Lodderomyces pseudojiufengensis, 1371 nucleotides long. RefSeq names its product rRNA-binding endoribonuclease (gene HBR3). NCBI's taxonomy places the organism in Eukaryota, Fungi, Ascomycota, Pichiomycetes, Serinales, Debaryomycetaceae. The record is from RefSeq and is a predicted model, not a curated record. Gene Ontology annotation, molecular function: RNA endonuclease activity. The transcript has a single exon. The coding region runs from base 1 to 1371 and encodes 456 amino acids. Gene Ontology annotation, cellular component: preribosome, small subunit precursor. Gene Ontology annotation, biological process: ribosomal small subunit biogenesis; maturation of SSU-rRNA.